GAGCAGAGAGAAAUCUGUGGCUGGUGGGAGGCAGCCUACGUGAAGCUCUCUCCCAGGAAGCCAAUGCCGGAAGACUGCUGUGGAAGACUGAGAGAACUGUUGCUGCACUCCCAAACUGGCAACACUAUACAGAAGUGCCUUCUGUAGCCAUGGAGAUGAAGGUUAGAGGCUUGAGGAUUCCCUUGCUGCUACUGCUGGUGACUGUGGUUGUCAUGGCCAAGGUGAAUCACAUCCAGAGGUGGGGAGGCUUCAAGGAGAAGGCCACGAGCCAGAAAAACAUCAACUCGACACUCCAUUUCUUCAUCCAGUCUUACAACAACGCAAGCAAUGACUCCUACUUGUUUCAAGUUCAGAAGCUAAUUCACAGUCAUAUGCAGUUGACCACAGGAGUGGAGUAUUUGGUUACUGUGAAGAUUGGCAGGACCAAAUGUAAGAAAAACGAGACGAAGAAAACCUCCUGCCACCUGCAAAGCAACAAGCUGAAAAAGAGCCUGAUUUGCACAUCACUGAUAUACACUGUACCCUGGAUGAACUACUACCAGCUCUGGAACAACUCCUGUCAGGAGAGCUGAGUGCCUGUGUAAAGAGCUCUGCUGACACCCAGAUGCCUGUGUUGUGUACUGGUUUUUGUAAAGUUAUAAGAGGA
This is a messenger RNA of Rattus rattus (black rat), 646 nucleotides long. It is a transcript of the gene Cstl1, whose product is annotated as cystatin like 1. Lineage: Eukaryota; Metazoa; Chordata; Mammalia; Rodentia; Muridae. Gene Ontology annotation, molecular function: cysteine-type endopeptidase inhibitor activity. The record is from RefSeq and is a predicted model, not a curated record. The transcript has 4 exons. Bases 150 to 572 code for a protein of 140 amino acids.